AUGCGUUUCAGUGUGCUCGCCGCCUCCGCGCUGGCAGUUCUCUCGCCGGUGGCUGCCUCGCCGGCCGCGAGUGUCGAUGAGUGGGACUUCCUGGCUGGAAAGGCCCUGAUCAACCAGGUGUCAUACCAUUACUCCAACCCCGAAGCCAGUCUGAGCUGCACGCCCAUGACCGCCACCGUUCGCAAGGAAUGGGGUUCUUUGAGCAAGCACGAGCGUCGCAAGUACAUUGAAGCCGUGAAAUGCCUCAUCUCCAAGCCGGCCAAGUCCGAUCCCGCCUUUGCUCCGGGGGCUCGCACGCGGUUUGAUGACUUCGUCGCCGUGCACAUCAACCAGACCAUGUACAUCCACAUGACCGGAAACUUCCUCACCUGGCACCGCUACUUUACCUGGGCCUACGAGCAGGCACUGCGCAACGAAUGUGGCUACAAGGGCUCGCAGCCCUACUGGGCCUGGAACAAGUACGCCGCCGACCCGCUGGAUUCGCCCAUGUUCGAUGGCUCCGACACCAGCAUGUCGGGUGACGGCGCCUACGUGCCUCACAACGGCCCCCAGGUGCUCCAGGGCCUGACCCUGCCGCCUGCCAACGGCGGUGGCUGCGUCAUGGAGGGUCCCUUCAAGGACUUCACGGUCAACCUGGGCCCCGUUCUUCCCAGUCUCAACGUCACCAAGGGCCAGAACGGCACCGGUCUGGACUACAACCCGCGCUGCCUGCGUCGUGACAUCUCCGUCUACUCGGCCAACUGGACCACGACGGAGAUCAUCACCGACCUGAUCCUCGACCACCACGAUAUCUACACCUUCCAGAACCGCCUGCAGGGCGACGCCGACUCCGGCUACGUCGGAAUCCACAGCGGCGGUCACUACACGAUCGGCGGUGACCCCGGUGGUGAUCUCUACACCUCCCCCGGCGACCCGGCCUUCUACCUGCACCACUCGGCCAUCGACCGUGUAUUCUGGACCUGGCAGAAUAUGGACCCCCGCAACCGCACGUACGUGGUCAAGGGGCCCUCCGUCCUGCCGGGCUUCGGUGCGGACACGGGCAACGACACGACGUUGGACACCGUCAUCGACAUGCCCACGCUGGCGCCGCGCCGCACCAUUCGUGAGCUACUGGACACCACCGGGGGUCCUUUCUGCUACGUCUACCUGUAAAUUAG
This is a messenger RNA of Aspergillus steynii IBT 23096, 1157 nucleotides long. Its product is annotated as tyrosinase family protein. The coding region runs from base 1 to 1152 and encodes 383 amino acids. The record is from RefSeq and is a predicted model, not a curated record. Lineage: Eukaryota; Fungi; Ascomycota; Eurotiomycetes; Eurotiales; Aspergillaceae. The transcript is spliced from 4 exons. Gene Ontology annotation, molecular function: oxidoreductase activity.